Molecule: messenger RNA, 1605 nt
Organism: Aspergillus sclerotioniger CBS 115572
Lineage: Eukaryota; Fungi; Ascomycota; Eurotiomycetes; Eurotiales; Aspergillaceae
Product: efflux pump antibiotic resistance protein
Exons: 2
Coding region: 1-1605 (534 amino acids)
Biological process (GO): transmembrane transport
Molecular function (GO): transmembrane transporter activity
Source: RefSeq, a predicted model, not a curated record
AUGGCCUCCAAGCAAGCCGAGGUGGAAGCCAAAGAGGCACCUGCGAUUCCUGAAUCUUCAGGCCCCGUGGAAAGAGACCGAAAGCCUUUGACCUGGUUCUUGGUCGUUUUCUCCCUUAUGGCCUCACUGUUCCUCUUCGCAUUGGAUAACACCAUCGUCGCGAAUGUGCAACCGGAUAUCAUUGAUGCUCUAGGUGAAAUUGACAAGCUGCCUUGGAUCUCAGUUGGAAUUGCCCUCGGAGCCAUCGCCACUGAUUUACCUUGGGGUCAAUGCUAUGGCCACUUUGAGAACAAGACGCUCUUUCUGGCCGGCGUCAUCAUCUUCGAGGUCGGAUCUGCCCUCUGUGGUGCUGCCCCGACCCUCAAAUCUCUUAUCGUCGGUCGCGUCAUUUGUGGGAUUGGCGGCAUGGGGGUCUAUCUGGGUGCCGUGAACAUGGUAUCCGUGUUGACGAGUGAGGCUGAGCGACCACUUUAUCUGAGUUUCAUUGGUUUAACCUACGGUAUUGGCAUCAUUCUCGGCCCCAUCAUCGGUGGCGCCUUCGCCGACAGCUCAGCUACCUGGCGCUGGGCCUUCUACAUCAACCUCUGCAUCGGUGGCCUCGCUGCGCCCGUCUACCUUUUCCUUCUCCCACAGGCCGACCCCCGUCCCGACGUCUCGUUCACCACUCGCAUCCGUGCUCUCGAUGGUCUAGGUACAAUUCUCAGUGCAGGAGCAAUCACCAGCCCACUCAUGGCCAUUGCAUUUGGCGGCAGCAUCUAUGCCUGGGACAGCGGACAAACCAUUGGACUCUUCGUGUGUGCAGGGGUUCUCUCCAUUCUAUUCAUCCUCCAACAGGCCUUCUCCAUAGGGACCACCCCUGAGCACCGCCUCUUCCCCGUGGCCCUGAUUCAAUCCUGGGAGAUGGACAUCCUAUUCGCUCAAAUGGGUAGCUCCCAAGUUCUGGUCGUGCCUACGAUCUACUUCCUCCCCAUACUGUUCCAAUUCGCACACCAAAAUACCGCUCUCGCCAGCGGCGUCCAUCUCCUACCCCUCGUCUGCGUGCUAGUCUUAGCCAUCCUGCUCAACGGCGCCCUCAUGUCCAAGCUAGGCUAUUACAUGCCGUGGUACUUAGGCGGUGCAAUUCUAUCCCUGAUUGGAAGCUGCCUCCUCUACACCAUCCAACCAGAUACCAGCAGUGCAAGGAUCUACGGGUACUCCAUGCUGGCGGCUUUUGGGGUCGGGUGUUUUUCUCAGGCGGGAUUCCCUGUUGCUCAGGUCAAGGCGCUUCCUAGCCAGCUGGCGCAGGCGGUGGCGUUUAUUGGGGUGGGUCAGGUCGGUGGUUCGGCUCUUGCGUUGACUAUUUCGAAUAGUCUGUUUGUCAAUCAGGCGACGAGUCGCAUUGCGGAUAUUCUGCCAGAUAUGCCGCGGAGUAUUAUCCAGCAGGCUAUCUCGGGGGUUAGGGCUUCCAUGUUUGCGGAUUUGAGCGCGGAACAGCGGGAGCGUGUCGUGGCGGCGAUUGUCCGGAGUGUGGAUGAUGUGUUUGUCAUGGCGAUUGCAUCGGCGGGGUUGUCGGUAAUCAUGGCGGUGUUUAUGAGGCGGGAGAAGUUGUUUGUGAAGAGUGAGUGA